CUGGCCCAAAGGACUCGGUCCUCGGUCAAUUGGACUGAUGCGAAGAGGAGGGUCUUGACGACCUAUCGCGACUGGUUGCGAUCGGCACCUGAGAUCCAAACCAUGUAUUCGCUCAACAUGCCCACCUCUGCAAUUCGAACGAAGAUACGCCAGGAAUUCGAAAGGCAUAGAUAUGUCGCACAGCUACCGACGGUGGACGUACUUAUAACACAUUCGCAUCAAGAGUUACAGGAGACAUUGAACUACUGGAAGCAGUUGACACAUGUGUUGAAAUAUUUCCGGGCGGAAGAGGACAAGACCGCGGCGAAGCUGCCGAGCAACUUCAUGCAAGGCUUCUUAGAGGGACGAAACUGAGGUGUGGCUGGGAGCUUUCAAGCAUUGUACAUACAUGUCAUAUCCUAGCUAUAAGGACUUUUCGGGUAUUCCAGGGCGCCUUGAAAUGCAAAAAAUGAUUACCCUUGAAUAACCUGUCAUGAGGAUCAUGCUGAACUUUCUAUUCCUGUUGAUCAUUGAACUCAUCCCUUGAAAUAGUGAAUUUGUCGAUGACAACAUCACAGAGGUCCAUCAGGUCAUUCAAGCCCUUCUCAAGCACCUUUCGGACAUUGGCACC
Molecule: messenger RNA, 610 nt
Organism: Eremomyces bilateralis CBS 781.70
Lineage: Eukaryota; Fungi; Ascomycota; Dothideomycetes; Eremomycetales; Eremomycetaceae
Exons: 5
Coding region: 103-354 (83 amino acids)
Biological process (GO): response to oxidative stress
Source: RefSeq, a predicted model, not a curated record